This is a messenger RNA of Paramecium pentaurelia, 579 nucleotides long. NCBI's taxonomy places the organism in Eukaryota, Ciliophora, Oligohymenophorea, Peniculida, Parameciidae. The record is from the annotation of a GenBank genome assembly.
AUGUACUUUUUAGGAUAGUAGCAAAUUCUAAAAAUUAUUUUAUUGUUGUUGGUAAUCAUUAAGUAUAAUUAAUUUAUUUCACUGGCUUAUUUGAGAUUAAAAUGCUUGUAGAUAUUAAAUAGAGAAGAGACUUUGUAAUUACUGCUAUUUGAAAUAAUAAAUAAGACAAUUAAUCAUAUACUUAUAAUUAACCCGUUUCCACCUUACAUCAUAAAUAAAAAAUAGAAUUUAUAAUUAAAGCUAUUUAUUUAAUAGAUGAUACUCUUAAAUAUUACUUAAUGGAUAAUGAUCAUUUUGGAUCAAUUGAAUAAUGCUAAGUACUAUUUAGUAAAACCAAUCAAUAAUAAAUUAACAAUACAAUGUGCUCCUUUAAUUGUUCGAAGAAAGGAUAUUGAAGAUUAAAAUAUCAUUAAAAAUAGAAUAUAAUUGCAUAUUGUUUUUGUAAUUUAAUUAUUUUUAAUUUUUGGAUUAAAAAUAAGUACUCUUAGUUUUUUUGAUAAUGAAAUAGAAUCGGAUAAAAUCAAUUUAUCCUAUAUCCCUAAUCCAUUUAAAAAUGAAAAAAAGCAUAUUGAAAUAUGA